CAUGCGCACAGUAGAGCUCUGCACCUCGUCGGAGUGACGGCUCUUCGUCUGUAGACGAUCUUUGAGCUCCACCAUCCUCUCGGCGUGCGGAAGCAUGAUGAGCUUUCAGCCAUUUUAGCGUAUUUUUUUUUAGCACAACUAGCUUCUUUUUUUCUGAGGCACAACUAGCUUCAAUUCUAUUUAGCUCAAGUCUGGUCGCCGUCACUUUCCGCGUGAGCGGCAGGCGCGUGAGACCUCGCCUCGUGUUUGUGUGGUCGCGGUGACGCGCUCAGCACGUGCACGCCAGGGCAACCGAAACUGAAGUGUACACCUGACACACUGCAGGGCAUCAUGGGUAAUGUAGUCCUGUGUAUGUGUACGUGUAUGUGUGCAUCCAUCCGUCCCUGCAGUUAAGUGUCAUGGGAAGUUUGACACUUACAAGACUGCCGAGCGACAAGCAGAUCCUGUGACGAAGACACACACGCACACACUGUUGGGAUGGACCAACGCUUCAGCCUGAAUACACUGAAGAAGAUGGCGGCAGAAGCCGACUACACGGAUGUGUCGCUCACCGCCCCAGAGCGCGUACGAGCGCUCGCCAAGAUGGGUGCCAAUGUUGAGAUCAACGAGGAUGUGGAGCCGUGGCGUUACUUCCGCUCUGGCGUGGAGAUGGAGCGCAUGGCCGCCAUUUACCUGGAAGAGGGAAGCCUGGAGAACGCCUACGUCCUCUACACCAAGUUCAUCACCUUGUUUGUGGAGAAGUUGCCGGCCCACAAGGACUACCAGCAGUGUCGCGUUCCAGAGAAGCAGCUCGUCAUGCAGAAACUCCAGGAAGUGGCGUUUUCCCGCAAGGAUGAACUGCGAAAACGAUUGGAGGAGAAGUACAGCAGAGAACACGCCCACUUCCUGCAAGUCCAGAAGCAAGCGGAGGCCGAGAGUGGGCGGGACCAGCCGCCGCAGCACCUCCCCGUAUUGGACGGGGACAGGAGGCGUGUCCUGUUGCUGGAGUCGGAGAGGCAGCGCGUGGCCGCCAUGCGACGCAUGCAGAUUGAAUCUGAACAGUUUCGUUACUUCGAGGAGCAGCUGAGGCGCCAGGAAGUGGACAGUAGGAGAGGAGAGGGGGCGGAGCAUAAGGUUCCGGAAGUGACAGACGGCUCCUGUUGGUCUCGGCAAUCAAUCAGUGAUGGCGCACGAUCGCAGCGGGCGGGGCCCAACAGGAACAGGCCGCCGCCUCCCGUCACCCAAUCAGCCGCCGCACUGGCCGCUGUGCACAGUGAGAGGGCAGAGCUUCUGAGGCGGAUGGUGAUUCCUAAGGACUUGACCUCUCGUUUCCUUCUGCUGGCCGACUCCAACUCCGCCCACGGGAACGAAACCUGCGGCGUCCUGUGCGGCCGUCUGCAACGCGACCAGUUUGUGGUGACCUUCCUGGUGAUCCCAAAACAGUCGUCCGGUCCCGACUUCUGCGACAUGGAGAACGUGGAGGAGCUGUUUAGCUUCCAGGACCAACAGAACCUGCUGACACUGGGCUGGAUCCACACUCAUCCCACUCAGACGGCGUUCCUGUCCAGCGUGGACCUCCACACGCACGCCGCCUACCAGCUGAUGCUGCCUGAGGCCGUCGCCAUCGUCUGUGCUCCCAAACACAAUGACGUUGGUGUGUUUAGGCUUACCUGUGCGGGAAUGUCGGAGGUUUCGAGCUGCCGCCUCAAAGGUUUCCAUCCUCACUCCAAAGAGCCGCCCCUUUUCUCGGUGUGUGAGCAUGUGCAGGUGAGGGACUCUACCAUCAAUGUUCUGGACCUCAGGUGACACAGGUGACAGGUUGGUCUAGGUCCCCUAGAGGCAGGAGGACUAACUUGCAUUUAUGUGCUCUUGCUAGCUAAGCAUUUUGCUAAUAAAUUCAUAUGUGGCUUGAACUGCUUGAUGACUUGUUGCUGUUGCCGUGGCAACAAGAGUGAAACACACCAACACACACUUUUUGUGUCUUGAAAGCUUUUAAUUGUUGCCUUUCAUCUUUAUCAGCCAAAAUAAAAAAAGAUAACUU
This is a messenger RNA of Dunckerocampus dactyliophorus (ringed pipefish), 2020 nucleotides long. RefSeq names its product STAM binding protein-like 1 (gene stambpl1). Gene Ontology annotation, molecular function: metal-dependent deubiquitinase activity; K63-linked deubiquitinase activity; protein binding. The transcript has 12 exons. The record is from RefSeq and is a predicted model, not a curated record. Lineage: Eukaryota; Metazoa; Chordata; Actinopteri; Syngnathiformes; Syngnathidae. Gene Ontology annotation, cellular component: membrane; endosome. Bases 478 to 1785 code for a protein of 435 amino acids. Gene Ontology annotation, biological process: protein K63-linked deubiquitination.